AUACAGUGUAUACUUUUUUUCUGCCUAUUCCUUCCUUAUGGAAAAAAAACCCAUCCAAACGUGGCAAUACGUAUAUGAAAUAGCGAGGCGAAGUGAGGUUUUAAACAAGUCCAUGUUGAAAUAUGUGAAUCAAGUAAUUAAUCUUCUUGAGGCAAUUGAGGGGGAAUACGAAGAAAUGGUAAGAACUUCUGGACAACAAAACUCUCAGCUUCGUUUGACCCUAAAAAAACAUUAUAGAGCCAUUUUCUGAAGCAUAAAACUGCACUUGAUGGUCCACCGUGAUACUACUACGACAACAGUGGAUGCAGCUGGGGAGCUCCACGAGAUGGCCAGGUGGAGGACAUUAGUCGAUUAUUCUCCCGACAAAAUGGCAGAAGACCCAGACGUAAGAAGAGUCAUUGACCCUGGAAGUAAAAUUUUGGAUAUCGUAAAUGUCAUAGCAAACAGUAAAGACGUUCCGGAAGGAAGCAAGGAACAUGCCACUAUAGUAGUGGAAAUAAUAAGAGAUUUUUUACAGCAUCUUGGUGAAAGAAAUGUAUUUAAACCGCUAGCUUUAGCAGUGGUUUCACGUAAUGACGAAGAGAGUUAUGUUGGCGCGUCGAUUGCAGUGAGUAAUUUUCUACGGCCUCUCCAUCUGCAUAAAAGAAUUGCUGAUUUCAAAAAGCCGAGUCUCAGAAAAGCAGUCAUAUUCAAUAAGCCUUUAAUAACAACAGAUACACAAAACUGGAGUUCGAAAGCAAGAAAGCGCGAUGGCACCUACAAACCUCCAUGUACAAAUUGCCGAAACACUUUCAAACAUUUAAGGGGCUUCAUACGUAAUACAGAGCAGGGAGAUGGCAACAGGGGAACAUUCCUCGGGGCAUGUGCCGAGUUCUGUCCUGUUGACAAACUUCUUCAAGAUAAGACAAAUGAUGAUCAAGAAAUAUAUCGUCGUCUUCAGGUGAAUUCGGAGCUAAGUUCACAACUAUACAGGGAGUUUAAUUCAAUUGCAAGACAAUGCCAACAUGCUAUUGAAAGUGUAAGAACGGCACACAAAGAAAUACAAGAAACCGUUCACAUUUUUGGUUUUAAGCCAGAAUGUAAGUUUCCUAAGUAGGAUCUGGCCUUAAUACAUAGCGCAGGUGAAAAAAAACAUUGGACUAGGCCUUAGUUUUAAAUGGUUCCUGGAACACUGUCUACUUCUCUGUGGAAGGUACGCUCUGAAUAUCUAGAACAUCUGAAUAUCUGCGAUAUCUAGAACUCAGUCUGUCACCUCUUUACUAGGGUAGUAAUGGGUGGAGAAGGAUUUGAAAAGUUUGUAAAAGUUCGUUUUUGCUCAAAUCCUCAAAGUUGGUAUCAAUCACCUGUUUCGCAUUGAUAUCACACCGAGAAAAUAAGGUUUUCGCUAAGUCUUUCAAGAAAAAGUCUGAUGAAUUCGCCUUUUUCUACUAAUAUUAUCGAGCGCAUGAUAAAAGCAAAAAUGCUAGCAUCGACAUCUGGAAAGUUUCAGUUAUUUGACGGUUCAUGAUUCAAAGAGCAAAGAACUUUCUCUUUGCAUUUCUGGACAGUUGAGACCAUUGGGCCAGUCUGAAUUGUAGUCGACGUUACGGGAAAAUUCAGUGAUUUUCCGUGUAGUUGUUUAAGCAUAUUUGUUCGUUGUUUUCGCUACUCUGGCCGUUCUAAAUUCAUGCGAGUUUCUUUCAUUAUGAUGUUUUAAAAAAGAUAAAAAGCCACAGUAGUUUUGGAAUAAUAAACUUAAGUUGUACAACUGCAUCUCGGUAAUUUUUUUGUUCAUUACUAGUGAAAUUUUAGGCAAAUAUAAGUGUUAGUGGUCUUUCUGGCAAAAAUUGGUUCUCACGGUACUUGACAGCUCAGUUCAUACUCGUAAUUUCAAUUUCCUUUCAUACAGUCAAACUUAACACCAACCUUGCAUAGAUAAGCAGAAACUUUUAAUUGCUUUUCAACCUUAUUUUCUUUUGUAAUUACGAUAUUUAUAUAUUCAAUAUCAAAGCUGUUAGUUCUCACCUAAGCUUCCUAUUUUUGGUGGCCUAGAGUUUAUUGAAUCAAUAAACGACAUAUGAGUAUUUAAAUGGAAAUAAUUAACUUCAGAGAGACGUUUUCCGCUCUUUUGUACUCUUAUUCAAUUAUAGUUAACAAUAGAGGAA
This is a messenger RNA of Stylophora pistillata, 2144 nucleotides long. RefSeq lists its product as uncharacterized. The record is from RefSeq and is a predicted model, not a curated record. Lineage: Eukaryota; Metazoa; Cnidaria; Anthozoa; Scleractinia; Pocilloporidae.